Vombatus ursinus (common wombat) is the source of this 498-nucleotide messenger RNA. RefSeq names its product atherin-like. The record is from RefSeq and is a predicted model, not a curated record. Bases 1 to 498 code for a protein of 165 amino acids. NCBI's taxonomy places the organism in Eukaryota, Metazoa, Chordata, Mammalia, Diprotodontia, Vombatidae. The transcript is spliced from 2 exons.
AUGGGCCCGUGCAGUGCGGCGCAGCCCCGCCCCGAGGCGCCCGCGGAGCUGCCUGAGCCGCGGCGCCCGCGGCCGGGGCCCCUGCGCUACGCCCGGCCCGGCAGCCCCCGCGCCCCGAGCCCCGGCGGCUCUGUCGCCGCCGCCGCCGCAGCGUCCGCCCGAACUGAGCCGUGGCGGCCUGGGCUGCUCAGGCCCACAAGCUCCGGCGGGCGGCGGGCCUGGCGGCGGGAGACGGAGGAAGCACCGGCUCUCCAGGAGCAAGGUCUCCCCGCAGCUGCGGCGGGGACAGCGUCCAUCGCCGGCCCUGAACGAGCGCCGCAAGCCCGAAGCGCCGCUCGCCAGGCCCUCCCGCCGCGCUUGCGCAGUCCCCGGGCAGCCUCUAAUCACCCGCUUCUCUUACCUGCCCCCCCCCCCCCCCCCCCCCUCGGCCCUAGAAAAAUUGCUAAGGAUUCGGUUUGGGCUCAUUCAUAUUAUCUAGGGGUCUCGCCAAAAAGGUGA